UAAAAUAUUUAACAUUCAAAAUAACUUAUGAUCACCUAGAAAAAUUUGAAAUAUAUGAACUAUUUUGUAGGGUUUUCAAGAAAAUAUUAAGAAAUUCAAAAAAUAUUGUAUCCAGAAUUAAAUAUCAGCUGCAUCUAAGAUGUCACGUAGGAAUAUUAAAGUUCAAGCCGCAAACCUUAUAAAAGACGCUCUACCUGAUUUUGAAUUUUUAAACACUGAAUUGGAUAAUACUAGUAAUUUAGAUCAAUUUCAAACUCUAAGCAAUGAUACAAAAAUUCUUAAAGAAAUUUUGGAAAUAGUAAAGGAAUUAAAGGAAGAAAAUGAACAAAUAAAUCAAUUCAAUAAAAAUUUACAUGAACAAAAUAAAAAAUUAUAUAUACGUUUUGCACAAGAACUUGUUGGUCUCAAAAAUGAAAUCGCUGAUCUUAAAAUGUUAUUACCUAAUCGAGUUAAUAUGUCAUCUAAUCGACCUAAAAUAGUUUCCAAAAAACUACCACAAUUUCCUCUAACAACACUCGAAAAAAUUUUAGACUUCGAAAAAAGUUUAAAAAAGGACAAGGAAAUGCAAAUUGAACUUAUUGACAGAUUUAGCAGAGCUAACAAUGAGAACUUAACUCAAUUUAUAAAAGAAAACUUAAAAAUAAUUUUUGGAAAUGAUGAAGUAGCUUCAAAAUUUUCAUGGAAAAGCUCUAAAGAUAAUAUUAGUGUUGAAAAAUUUACAAUUGUGGAUAACCUAAGAGAGGCUUGUAUUACUUAUGUUUAUGCAGCCAAAGAAAAUAGAAUACACGAAGAUGUAAGACAUUUUUUCUCAACUAUAAAAGAUCGCGUCCGAAAAAGAAAAUCUUCAAAUAAACCACCGACAACUAUAAAAACUGCAAAAUUGGAUCAUGAUUCAGAUGGAUCAGAUAGCAAUGGAUUUGCCUGUUAAAAAAUAAUUAUAAGUAGGUAAAUACAUACAUAUGUAUGUAUAUGUAUAAAAAUUAGUAUUAGAAAUUUAGUAUAUUUUAUGUAUAUGAAUACUAUAUGAAAUUUUUUUCCAAUGACAUUUGCACAUACAUAUGUGUUAAAUUUCAAGUAACAAACUUUUUAAUAACCCACCAACCCCUUGCCAAAAAAUUCCACAGUUCUCAGUAUUUAUGGAAAUAUAUAGGUAUCUGAAUAUGUAUGCAUGUAGACCGCAAAGUACUAUUGCUUAAGUGAGCUCGUUCACUUGAAGGAUUUUAUUUGAUCGGGAAAUGAGUUAAAAAUUCAGAAUUACAAACGCAUAUCAGCAUGUGCAUAUAUAUACCUUUGUUAUAGAUUAUAAAAUGAAAGAAGUAAUAAACUAUGUAUGAUUUCAAAAUUUAUUUUCACUUUAUAUUUCUUUUCUUUGUAAUUAUAAAUAAAAUAACAAUAGUUGGAGUUCUUAAAUAUAAGCGCAUUAAAAUUAUAGUAUAAUUCUUUAUCUUUUAUUUAUAAUUUAUUACAAUUAUUUUUUUUAUUACUUACACUCAAAUAUGAAUUAUUAAAGUAAACUGCAUGAGUUUAAAUGAUACUAAAUUUUUUACAUUUUAAUUCAUAAGCAUUUUAAAUCUAAUAAGAGCCAAUCGAAAAUGCAAUUAUGUGGGACUAAUUCACUCAAUUAAGAUUUUAAAAUUUGUAAUACAAUACAUGUUAAAUAUAUCAAGAACAUAUAAAAUUUUUUCAAUUUAAUUGCUUAUUUCAUUGGCG
Condylostylus longicornis is the source of this 1710-nucleotide messenger RNA. RefSeq lists its product as uncharacterized. The record is from RefSeq and is a predicted model, not a curated record. Lineage: Eukaryota; Metazoa; Arthropoda; Insecta; Diptera; Dolichopodidae. The coding region runs from base 140 to 928 and encodes 262 amino acids. The transcript is spliced from 5 exons.